GCUGCCAUGUUAAGCCAAUUUCUUUGGGAAAAAAUCAAACAAAUAAUAGCCACAAUAGUAGAAAAGAAGAGCUGAAAAGAGAAAGAUCAAGAAAAUUUUGAUUGUUAGCCAGCAAGAUGGCAAUUUCUGUUUCAAAGAAGAAAGCUAAGAUUAACAAAAGAGUUGAACCUAAAGAACUUAGCUUUCUUUUCUCUUCUUUCUUAGCUAAACUUUUCUUCAGAAUACCAACUAUAGUCCUCAUCUUGAUUCUCAUCUUCUUAUGGUCCUCUUCUACUACCAUUAUUUCUGGUAAAGUUGUCCAUAUCUGCGUCUCAUCUCGCAAACUCAACAAUCUUUAUUGCAUUUCUGCUGGCACUGAACCUAAUCUUGACACCCCGAGUUCGCUUCUCAAUGGCACUUCCCCUUCCAUUUUAGUUGAUACGAAGCAUACCCCGUCAAAUGUUGUCGAUGUUCUGCUAAAAGAAUCUAGUCGUCUUGGCAUUCCAACGCCAAUGGUCAAUGAAAGUUCCACAUCCACUAAUAAUGUUGUCGAUGAUCUGCUAAAAGAAUCUAGUCGUCUUGACAUCCCAACACCAAUAGUCAAUGGAAGUUCCACAUCAACUGAUAAUGUUGUGGAUGUUUUGAUACAAAAGUCUAGUUCUCUUGACAUCCCAAUUUCGCGUGUGAACGAGAGUUCCACAUUCACUCCUAGUGAGAAACAAGAAAGUACAAGUGUAUCUGUUAAUUCUAUUGCAGGAAAUCAAAUUCUUGCUUUCAGAAACAACAUGGUUAAAAGUGGUGAUGAGGAACUAGAGAUGGCUUACAAUGAUGUAGAGGAUCAAUUGCAGGUGCAUCGUUCGUGGGCUGCAACGAGCAAAAAUCAUACAACAUGUGAUGGCAGGGGAAUUUAUGUGUAUGAAUUACCAACAAAAUUCAACAAAGACUUGGUAGCUCAAUGUGCAGAUAUGAUUCCUUGGGUCAAUCUCUGCAAGUACUUCAGCAACGAUGCAAUGGGCGAAUCGAUACAGAAACUUGGCAAAGGGUGGUACCAAACACAUCAGUAUUCAUUGGAGCAGAUAUUUCAUUCGCGCGUUAUGAAUCAUCCUUGUAGAGUAUAUAGUGCAGAUGAAGCUAAGCUAUUUUAUGUGCCUUUCUAUGGUGGAUUGGAUAUCUUGAGAUGGCAUUUCAAGAAUGUCUCGAACGAUGUCAAGGACACGUUGGGACUAGACCUUGUAAGAUGGCUAGAGUCGCAAAAACAUUGGUUUCAAAAAUCAGGUAAUGAUCAUGUCUUUGUUUUAGGAAAAAUUUCAUGGGAUUUCAGAAGAUCCAGUGACACAAAAUGGGGGAGUAGGUUCUUGGAACUAGACGAAAUGCAGAAUCCGGUUAAGCUCUUGAUUGAACGACAACCUUGGCAUGUUAACGACAUAGGAAUACCUCAUCCUACUUAUUUCCAUCCACAAUCGGACGAUGAUAUAAUAAUGUGGCAGCUCAAGAUCAUCAAGUCAAAUCGGAAAAGCCUCGUGUCCUUUGCUGGUGCAGCUAGGCCUGGUGCACCAGAGAACAUAAGGUCAAUGUUGAUCAACCAAUGCACUUCAACUAAAGAUGAAGAAUGCAAAUUCUUGAAUUGUAACUCAGGUAAAUGUGACCAGCCCGAGUCGAUAAUUGAGCUAUUCAUGGAAUCUGAAUUCUGCUUGCAGCCUCCAGGUGAUAGUCCAACACGAAAAUCAGUUUUCGAUUCGUUAAUAUCAGGUUGUAUUCCUGUGAUCUUUGAUCCCUUUACCGCGUACUAUCAAUAUUCAUGGCAUUUACCAGAAGAUCAUAGAAAAUACUCAGUUUUCAUAGAUCAAGAAGAUGUGAGAAAUAUGAAAGUCAAUGUUGUUGAGAGGCUUAUGCAAAUUCCAGCUAAAGAAAGAGAGAAUAUGAGAAGGUACAUAAUAUAUGAGUUGUUACCUGGAUUAGUGUACGGAGAUCCAAAGUCUAAGAUGGAGAAAUUCCAAGAUGCAUUCUCUAUAACUAUAAAUAAUCUGUUUGAAAGAUUGAAUAAAUUGGAAUUAUGACUGACUGACAAUAUAGAUAUGUUACAUGUAGACUGUCAAUUUUUGUUAUUUCUAUUUAUUUAUUUAUUUUUGAGAAUUAAUAAAU
Nicotiana attenuata is the source of this 2121-nucleotide messenger RNA. Its product is annotated as xyloglucan-specific galacturonosyltransferase 1-like. Lineage: Eukaryota; Viridiplantae; Streptophyta; Magnoliopsida; Solanales; Solanaceae. Bases 117 to 2036 code for a protein of 639 amino acids. The transcript has a single exon. Gene Ontology annotation, molecular function: glycosyltransferase activity. The record is from RefSeq and is a predicted model, not a curated record.